UAACGCCAAGUUUGACACGGCGUACAGUAUUUGGUACCAUAUCUGGUGUUAAAAAACCGACAAGGAGAGCAUAAAGAGGUGAGAAACGGGGUAAAGUCCACUCCGAUGUCCGUACCAGUAGUAUUUUUUUCCCCUCGACAAUGCUUCAUAAACCGAGGUACAUACUACACUACGUACGUAGUAGUUCCUAGUGCCUAAUUCUUUUCAAAUUGGCCCCAGAUGUUUCGCCUGAUUUGAAUAUUAUUUGGCUCAGGUCUUGCAGGAAACCGAACUUUUUUUUUUGCUUUUUGUUCUUUCGUCCGAACCUACCUAGCUUGCAGUUUUGUCCCCACAGAAGUGUUCGAGCUGCCACCUCGUUCGCGUCCCAGGUUCACGUUGCUCUAGCUGGAUCCGGGGCUUAAGGGCUUAUCCCUUUCACCAUCUAAUCUUCCUUCUCGACAUGAGGAACUGGGCCUGACUUUGGCUGCGAUUCCCCUGUAACCGACUGUCAAGCUAUCAUCAAUCAACAAACAGAACGCGGUAUCGCGAGCCAGCCCUUGAGCCCACGUGGGAUUGCUCAGUAUCCAUAGAGGAGUUAUUUUGGAAUCAUUUCCUUACAGAUAACGCCGGGCGAUGUUGCGGUAGCCAUUCAUUUUUGGAAGCAAAUACCGACCGUCUUGGCAGGGCUUUAUUCGGGGUUAUCGGGGUAUCGUUCUUUUGAAUGACGACAGAGACAAUCGAUUCGUCACUGAUGCCCUCCGCGUACAUUUUCUUUAAUUUGUUUGUUUGAAUCGCAACACCUCUCCGCGAUCCCUUUUUUUUUCACCUUUCUUAAUCUUGAUGUUCAUGACCGAUCUAAAUCGGCAAGUCGCAUAACAUCAACCAUUUGCCACUCGGCAGUGCAGCUAGCCUGCAUAUUCAACGGACGAGAUGUCGUCCAACAACUACGGUGCUGCAGGAAUAGGCGCCGAGGGGAUCCCGACCGAAGCGACGUCGCUGUUAGAUUCCGGCGCCGGUACCCGUGACGACUCCUCAUUCCAAGAUCGGUCCGGAUCAGCCGCGACCGGAGACGGAGCCGAUUGGCUUGGCGACGAAGAGUUCAGCCAGGUGCCCCGAUGGAGGAGAGCUUCGGUCUACUGGCUGAUAGGGCCAUAUUUGCUAUUUACCCUUGCCUUUGGUGGCUCUAUUGUCCCAAAGCUCAACCUGAUCUUGGAUCUCGUCUGUAAUCGCUACCUGUCGGAACGAGCACAAUCCGACCCCGGCUUUGUCUUUAUUCCAGUAGUUCCGGGUCUCGAUGACUCGCAGUGCACCUCCGGGUCGACCCAAGCCCGUGUACAGAGAGAGGCUGCCACGUUCAUGAUGACGAUGAACCUCAUCACCGGUCUGCUAAGCGCCUUCACCGUUCCCAAGAUCGGUUCCCUGUCUGACCGCUACGGCCGGAAGCGUCUGCUGGUGGUAGCUUCGGCCGGCGGUAUCAUUGGCGAGCUGGUUGUGAUCCUGGCCGUCAAGUUUCCUGAGACGGUCCACCUCAACUGGCUAUUGGUUGCUGCCGCUCUUGAUGGACUCGGCGGCUCCUUCACUGCGGCGUCCGUGGUUGGUCACUCGUAUGUUUCCGACUGCACGCCUCCUCGGAAGCGAGGUGUGGCUAUCGGGUACCUGCACUCCGCCUUGUACGCCGGCUUGGCAUUUGGCCCCGUGCUUGCCGGGUACAUGGUUGAGAAGUUGACGCACGAGCUGGUCUCGGUGUUUUACGUGACUCUUGGCUGCCACCUUUGCUUCGUCGUCCUGAUCCUCUCCAUAGUUCCCGAGUCAGUCUCCCAGAAGAGGCAGUUGAUAGCUCGCGAAAAGCACACUGAGGACGGCGACCGUCGGGCCAAGCGCGUCGUUACUUGGACUGGAAACUCUGCGCCUUGGUACAGGAGGGUUGCGGCAUCCAUCCGAGGUGCACCGAACCCCCUGAGGCCCCUCAAGGUGCUCUACCCCCGGGGCGCCACCAAUGCUUCCGUCAGACGCAACCUGCUCUUACUGGCUACCAUCGACACCAUGUUCCUCGGCGCCACCAUGGGCUCCGGCCAGGUGACGAUCCUGUACAGUGAGCUGAUGUUUGGCUGGCGCAACCUCGAGACGUCCAACUUCGUGUCGCUAGUGUCGCUUGUACGCGUGUGUGCCCUUUUGGGGAUCUUGCCGGCUUUGAACUACGUGUUCCGCAUCCGACCUGCCGCACGCAAGAGGGGCCUGAGCCAUGGCGCCGCUGUCGAGAAGAACAAUGCGGGCUCCGACAGGUUGGACAUGUGGCUGCUGCGCGGCGCUAUCUUGUCAGACAUCCUGGGUGUUACCGGUUAUAUCCUGGUGAGGACGCCGGCCUUGUUCCUGCUGAGCGCCGUCGUGGCAGCUAUGGGUGGGCUGGUGUCUCCGACCACCCAGUCGGCGCUGACGAAGCAUGUCCCAGCCGACCAAGUUGGGUCUCUUCUUGGUGCCAUUGGUCUGUUGCAUGCGCUCGCCCGGGUUCUGUUCCCGCUGGCCAUCAGCGGCUUGUAUGCAGCGACUGUUGAGUCAUUUCCACAGGCGGUAUAUGUGCUGUUGGUGGUCAUUUUUGUCCUCGCGUUGUCCCUAGCCUUUUUUGUGAGGCCCUAUGUCUACAUGAAGGAGGUGACCGAUGAAGACGUCUCUCCGACUCCAGCUAGGGCCUGGGAUUACGAGGAUGGAGUUUCUGACGAGGAGGUUGUCCCUGUAAGAUUAGGACGUGGCUAGUAGUACUCUCUUUUUGUUUGGCUCAAAGUUUUCCUUUGUAGUUGCGUUGGUUUACCGCGGAAUACAUAAGACUAUGAGUCGUUGCUUUGUCGUAUGACUCCAUCUAGACUGGGUUGGGACGCAAGUGAUACACACAUGACAUGGAUCUUGCUGGAGUUCGGGUUGUUUGCGUUAGAACUAGUCUGAUAAUAGAGACGGACUCUGAAAAGGGUGAUGGACUGACUGACAAGUCAUGUGCCCGCUACGUGGGCAGGUUGUCAGCGCGGAAAUAUUCUAAUGUCGCACACAAAUCGGUUUCUAUCUCCGGCACUUUUCCGGCGUGGUGAUCGUCAGGGUCUGCUGUCUGUCCCUCGUCAUUUAUUCCCGUACGAACGCCACCCAUUGACUAGCACCUGAUGCAUCGCCGUUGUGACGAUGAUCACCAGAUAGCGAUUGCGUCCUGGGCCUGGCUACUCAAGCUCGGAUACUUCUAUGUAGCG
Molecule: messenger RNA, 3209 nt
Organism: Pyricularia oryzae 70-15
Lineage: Eukaryota; Fungi; Ascomycota; Sordariomycetes; Magnaporthales; Pyriculariaceae
Exons: 4
Coding region: 910-2730 (606 amino acids)
Biological process (GO): transmembrane transport
Cellular component (GO): membrane
Molecular function (GO): transmembrane transporter activity
Source: RefSeq, a predicted model, not a curated record